Molecule: messenger RNA, 1231 nt
Organism: Trichoderma reesei QM6a
Lineage: Eukaryota; Fungi; Ascomycota; Sordariomycetes; Hypocreales; Hypocreaceae
Exons: 4
Coding region: 188-1231 (347 amino acids)
Source: RefSeq, a predicted model, not a curated record
GAAACAUGUACAAUCUAAUCGCUCAAAUGGCUAUAUAUAGCCAGUGUCUGCUGUUGUUCCAGGUAGAAGAAGACUUGAGAUAAUCCCAAUCCAGACAAUCUACAACGCGUUGCAAUACCCCGUACCAUCACAAGCAUAUCCUCUUCGAUCACGUACCCUACAAUACCAUACAAUCACAAUCAUCACCAUGGCUGUCAAGGUCUUUAUGACGGGCGUUACUGGCUACAUCGGAGGCACGGCCUUUGACAAAAUCUACAGAGCUCACCCCGACAAUGAGUACACGCUCCUCGUCCGCAACGAGGCCCGAGCCGAGCCUGUAAAGGCCAAGUACCCCAAAGUCAAGUUUGUCUACGGGUCUCUUGAUGACGUCGACGUCAUCGAGCAAGCUGCUGCCGAAGCAGACGUUGUCAUCCACACCGCAGAAUCAGCCGACCAUGCCCCCAGUGCCUCCGCCAUCGCCAAGGGCCUGGAAAAGGGCCACACGCCCGAGAAGCCCGGAUACUGGAUUCACCUCUCCGGCACAGGCAUCCUGACCUGGUACGACGUCGUCAACGGCAGAGAGGGCGAGCCUCCCCUGCCGGACCAGAAAUACCACGACAUCGACGACAUCGACCGCAUCCUCAACCUCGACGACCGAGCCCCCCACAGAGACGUCGACAAGAUUGUCCAGGCUGCCGUUUCCGACUCGGUCAAGCCUGCCAUCAUCUGCCCCCCGCUCAUCUUCGGCCAGGGCUCGGGUCCCGGCAACCAGCAGACGAUCCAGAUCCCGACCCUCGUCGAGAUGACCCUGCGGGAAGGCUUCGCGCCGCUCGUCGGCCAGGGCAAGACCGAAUGGGAUUACGUACACGUUGACGAUGUUGGCGAAAUGUUCCUCAAGCUGUUCGAGGCCAGCCAGGACCCCGAAAAGAAGAACAACCCCGAGAUCUUUGGCCGCCACGGCUACUUCUUCGGCCCAAAGGGCGUCCUCAACUUCAAGAAGAUUGCAGAGCGGGUUGCUGAGGAGGUCCAGAAGCAAGGUUAUGCAAAGGAAGUGACAGUCAAGCCCGUGAGUCUCGCCGAGCAGAAGCAGCUCAAGGGUUACAUCCCUGUCGCGGAUUCGCUGGGUCAAAACUCCAAGAGCGUGGGUCAAAGGUUCAAGAAGUAUCUUGGCUGGGAGCCCCAGGUGAAUGACUCGGUGGAGGACGACAUUGCCAAUGUUGUCCGUUCAAAGGCAAAGAGCCUUGGGCUGUAA